CCUUGUCUGUAAAUGGAAGUGACAGCCACCCUGCUAGUGGCCCUGGAGAGCAGACUGUGCUAUCAGCGAGUAAGGGGAGGUGGGUGGUGGUGUCAUUAUCUUUGCUACUGUGCUCAGGGUGGACGCCCAGGACCAGGGUGGGGGUUCAUUUCUUAACCAUUAACCUGUGGCGGGCAUAUGCUGCCCGGUCCCCAGCCCAAGAACUUGACCUGCAGCUAAUGAAUGAGUGGGGAACCGUUGGUAGAUGAGGGAACUCUGGGACUUUUGGACUUGGAUCCGAACCUGGUGAGGGCUGCCCCUAGGAAGGCACGGCUCCUCCCACCCGCGCUUGCCCAGCGGAGGUCAGGCCUGCUGGGCGCUGGGGGUGCCCUGGUGAAGGGGACGGGGCUUCUGCCCGAAGCCCGGAACUCACAGCCAGAAAGCAAUCGUCAGGAAAAGGCGUGCCACGGUGAUCCAGGCAUGCGUCGCAUGUGUUUAUUGAGCGCCUGCUGUAUGCUGGGAUCUAGGGUGCUGCGCGCGGUGAUGGGGACCUGGGAAAGGUGGGCCUGGGGUACAUCCGGGUCUUUGGGGGAAGGGUGGGCCGGGGAGAGGCAGCUCUUCGUAUCGCGGAGGAGGGUAUAUAGAGGGGUCCGGGCUCGUGGGCUCCGACAACUUUCAGAGUGUUGGAGAUUAUGUCUGGCAGCCAAUCCCGGCCCCUUGGGGAUCCUUUCUCCUGAAAUUCCUUCCCCCACCCAGCCCCUCCGCAGCCCGCCGGGGCUCAAGGGCACAGAGCGCCUCGUCCGCUUACCCCGCCCCCAGCCCCAGCUCGCAGGUAAGGAAACAGGCCGGCGGAGUCCCGGAGGGCUGCCCGAGCGCCCGGGGAGCUGGCGGCCGAGGCCCCCGGGCCAGGCCUCCCAGCGGCGGGGCUGCGCUCUCACCCGGAGGGGCGGCGGGGGAGGCGGUGUGGGGCCCGGACCCGAGCGGAGCGCGCUCCCGGCGGACGCGGCGCCGGCGCCCGGCGCGAGGGGCCGGAAUGGGCAGUCAUCAGUCUUCCCAGGUGUGUCGCGUGGUCCCUGGGUUCGGCCCCCCGGCCCCCUUAAGGCGCGUCAUGGCUCGGAAAGCCUGGGGGAAGCCCCCGGAGCGGCCUCCCCCGGGCGGAGGAGAUCCCGCCCCGCGCCCCUCGCUCCGCGCAGGAAGUGCGAUCCCGCCCCGGCCGCUUGCGGUCCGGGCCGUCCGCCGGCGCCCGUAGGGUUAACGGCAGCGGGUGGGUCCUCCCGGCCGGUGCACGGAGGGCUGCCCCGCUGCGCCGGGCUGGGCAGGAAGGGUCUCCGAGCCACGCGCGGGCGGGUCUGCGCAAGCCGGGCAGGGAGCCCCGCGCGCGAGCAGGGCCUCUGCCGCAGACAUGGAGAAACUCAGGACUGCGCAGAGGUCAUGGGCCUCUCCAGCGCCUGGCCGCCAGGCCCUGCUGUGUGCCGAGCCCUGCACCAGGCUCUGGGACCCUGUGGAGGAGGAGCAGACACAAACCUGAGCUCAAAGAGGACCCCUUUGCAUUGUAAAGGCUGCGCAGCCCCUGGGUGCCCUCCUGCCUCGGGCAGCCCCGCGUCCUGCAGGGCCGACUGGCCAGGUCCUCGCCCUCGCUCUGGGACAGGUAACAUACCUGUUGUCUCCCCAGCUCCCCGGUGUCUCUGCAUCUGUCCCCAGACGUCCGUCCAGUGUCUGCGUCAACUCCCCAGAGACAGAUGGUGUGGCCGAGGGGCGGAGUGCCGGGCCGCCAGCGCGUCCUUGCCGCUCCUCUGUGCCAUCCCGGCCCCAGCCAAGGGCUCCGGGAAGGUCCUGGCAGAGGGCAGGAGAGGACUGCUCACGGCCCCACUCUGCGCCGAGACAACCCGCCGUCCUUCCCCGUGAGGCAGCAGAGAGCUUCCAGGGGCUUCUGGAGGCAAGGAGGGAACCAGGAGGCACCCACUGACCCACACAUUCUCCCCAGGUCAGGUUCAGAUCCUGGUUUGAUUCACCAGGACGAAGGUCAAAGCAAAGGGACCCUCCCGGGCUAGUCUGAGCAGAGCCGCCUGAGCCUCCCAGGCCAGGAGGUGGCCCUGAUCUGGUGGGCGAGGCAUUGGCCAGUCUGGUCACAAGGGACUGCCACACCCUCCCUGUGCAUCUGUUGAGGGGAUGUUUGCGGACACCAGGGCCCCCUGAGUCAGCCCCCACUCAGGGGAUGCAGAGGCCAUGGCUGUGAUUACCCAGGCCCCCGAGCAGUCCCCCCAGAUCCCCAGCAGCCUGGAGGAUCUUGCUUCCACAGGGUGCCGGCCUCUGGUGUCAUCUUCCCAGAGUUCCAGUGGCCCAGUGUAGUGCACCCUGGUGAGCCCUGCUCCCCGAGUGCGGUGCCCGUGUAUGGGCGCACAGCCCUGUUGCACAGACCUGGAGGCUGAGGCUGAGGCCGAGGUCAAGCAGGGGUCGGGUUAAUGUGCUGGGAGAGGAAGGCGCUGGAUGGGAUAGUGGCACCUCCCAGGCUGCCACACACCCCAGGUUGCUCAGUCCAGGACUGUCUCUGGACCAGGCCAAGGAGGGGACAUGGUCAAAGCUUUUGAGAAGCUGAUCUUCAGGACUUGUGACAGGCAGUACGGGGCAAGGAGGGGUCGGUCACCAGGCCUCUCAGGGACUGAGCAAAGAUAGCUGUGCCCUUCCCAGGGUGGGGAGAGCAGGGGGCUGAGACUGGUCAGCACUGGACACCCUGAGUGUGAGGUGCCUGUGGGCCAUCUGGGCAGAGGGCCCGUGGGUGGCUGGAUGUGGGGGAGCAGAACCCUGAAGAUUGUCCCGGGCUGGAGACAGAGGCUGGGAGGGGUCUCUGGGCUGUCAGGGAGAUUCGGCCUGAGCCUGGCAGAGAGGGGCCAGUGCAGACCAGGGCCCUGAGGACCAGCCCGGGCAAAGUCAGGGUGUCUGCAGGCAGAUCCAGCGCAGCAGAGAUGGGAAAGGCAGUAGGAUCACUGGACGGCAGGCUUGGGCACCUGCUCUGAGGGGCGGGGGGUGUGGGUGGAGCAAGGAUGGGCAGGAGCCAGGGGCUGGGGGUGCUGCCAGCCCAGGACUGGCAGUGGGUGCAGCUUAAGGGCGAGUGGGUGAGAGGGACUUGGGGAGGGUGGGAGGAGUAUCUAAGGGCUGGUGGGGCACAGCCCCGCAGUAGGUUUGGAAGGCCAUCCAGAUACAAGGGCAAACUGGGGCUCGGGCAGGCCGGCUUGGUGAAGCUGGUUACCUCGUAAGUGGAGGCAUCAGCCCAGGGUCUUUGCAGCCGGACACUGCGUGCGUCCCCUUGCUCAUUGUCUCCCCUUGAAACUAGGCUCCAUGGGGUGGGGAUCGUGUUUGUCUUACUUGCUGUGUGAGGUGCUGGGAACGGGCGAACGGAAGAGGAGAGAGGGUGAUUGGUGGAUGUGGCCUGGGGAGACAGGGCCAGGCCCCGGCUGGACUGAGCAGUCUGAGGGAUGGGGACCCCGGCCGUGGCUGUGUGUGGGUGGCCAUGGGUGGGGCGUACAGGGGCUCAAGUGGCCACGUCUGUGGACAGAUGAUGCCCUCACCUCUUCCACAGGGUGCAGGCCCUACCCAUACCCUGUGACCGAGGGCUCCCCACAGCCCUGCAGGGUGACUGACUUGAGGGGCUACUGCCCCACCCCUACCCAAUAGUGUGUCUGCAAGGGCCCCUGGAUGACGCAGGGGUGUCCCCAGGAAGCUCGCCACCCCAGUGGGGAGAAUGGCUGGGGCAAGGAGCAGUCUGGUAUCUGUAGAGGCAGGUUGCUCAGGGCAGGAUAGCCAGGCACACUGCCUGGAGGAGGUGGCAGGAUCUGCAUAGACAGCCGCGGGCAGUUUGUCUCUGGCCUCCCUCCUUGCCUGUCACUCUGCAUCCUCCUGGGGAACUGACUCUUGGGAAGACUCACCCCGCCCUUCUCUGAGGUUCUCAAAACAUAGGCAACUCUUUAUUUUUAUUCAUUUUUGAAAAUGUAGACCUGGGCAGGAAUCCAGGAAUGCUUAGUUGUGGUUUGCUGGGUGUGUGCCUAUGGUACAGAGCGUGGUUUACACACAGGGCCCCAGACUGCGGAUCAGUGAACCCCGGGUGCUGGAGAAAGCCCCCUGCCUGACCCCACCCACCUCACUCGGGUUGGGGUCUGAGAGGCCCCAGGAGCGCAGCCCCUUGCCCAAGGUGCCACAGCACAUUCAGGGGCAGUCCAGGUCCCCAGGCCCUGCUGCAUCCCAGGUUUCCAGACUGACGCUCAAGGAGUUGCCUUCUGCCCGCACCUGGGGGUGGGGGGCACUGCCCAUGCCCUGCUCCCAGCCCCGCAGCACGCCCACCGGGAGUUAGCAGCUGAAAGUGUGCUGGCCCCGGGCGGGCCCCUGCGGGGGUGCUCUUGUUCGGCAGUCAGUCCUCUGAGGCCCCGCUCUGGCCUGGGCACCUUUCCAAGCAGAAUUUUUUUUGGAUCCAGGGCUUUGUGUUUACAGGGCAAGAAGGGAACAGCCCCCACUUCCCAGGAGGAAGCUGAGGCCUUGGUGGAUAGUGGGCGGCCUGGGGUCACACGGCAGAGACCAGCAGCCAGGUCUGAGGGACAGCAGAGCCCCUGCCUACCCCAGGAUGCUAGGCUGGAGUUCACCUGUGCCUGAGCCUCUCUGGGCUUCCACGUCAUGCAGUGCAGGGAGAGACGGGCAAGUGCGCGACCCCAGAACUGAACAACAGCUUGACUCUAAGCUCCGCUUGUGGCUGACACCCAGCAGAAGGCCCCUGAUGCCCCUCGCCCACCUUGCAGCAGCUCCCUUCCCUGCAGAAAUCGCCCCCCUGGCCCCACUGUUAAAGAUGAGUCUGCCUGUUGUGUGCUCAGCCAGUAAAGGGAAGCUCAGUUCAGUGCUGUGUCUGCCCACAGGCGGGUGUGGCCCCUGGCCGCAUGCCCACCCCUCCUGCCUUGUGCCAAAUACUGCUCAGUUGAAUUGCUGGCAUGCGGCUCAGAGGGUGAAUUAUCCUCUGUAUCUGCUUGCUGAGCAUAGGGGUGCUAGAGGAGACCCCCAGUCUGUGGGGAAAAUAAAACCAUGGGCCUGGGGCUCUGGAAGGCUUCCUGGAGGAAGGGAAAUUGAGCAGGCCAGAGCUUUGCUGAAUUUCUGAUGCCUUAUGCAGCUAGCCUGGUCCUGGGGCAUCUCUGACCCCCACUCACUGGCCCGGACAUCACACAGCCUGCUGGAGCCACCCAGCCGAUUUGCAGAAGGGAGGCCUGGUCCAGGGUGUAGCACUGGGCCCCAGCAUCCCCACCCAGAGCUAUGGGGGAGGGAAAGUGGGGGCCCUGGUAAGCUAGGUAUUUUGGAGGUCGGCUCUCAGGCGGGGUGCCCCGGGUGCUUAUGGGUGCUCCUUAAACCAGAGUCCUUUAAGCCUCUCCAGAUACUCGCCAGGGUCUGGGGUUAAUGUCGUUUCUCUUCCGAGGUGACCACACGGGGAUUUACUUCUGAUGGGGCACAGCAGGGGCUGAGGGGCAGCCUGGGCCAGACCCAGCCCGACCCCUAAGGGGGAGCUCUAAGCUUUCAGUGCCGCCCGGAGGAGGGUGUGUGCGUGUGUGUGGCGUGUGCGUGCAGCUGGACGCGCACGGUGCGCACCCACGGCGCCCCGGCUGGCCCGCGCGGGCCUCAGUUUCCCCGCGCUCAGCGCCGCGGCC
Messenger RNA from Manis javanica (Malayan pangolin), 5654 nucleotides. It is a transcript of the gene BEGAIN, whose product is annotated as brain enriched guanylate kinase associated. Gene Ontology annotation, cellular component: synapse. The record is from RefSeq and is a predicted model, not a curated record. Lineage: Eukaryota; Metazoa; Chordata; Mammalia; Pholidota; Manidae.